GACUGGUGCGCCUCCAGGACCUGGUGCGCGCACCUCCCGAGCUCGACAUGGAGGUCUACAUCAGACAGGCUCUGCCAGAGGAAUACCGGGACGUCCUCAGAGAGAUCAAAAACAAGGACAUCCGUAACAUUGUGGUCGACACAAAACCAGAGAACAUUCAGCUCUUCUUGCGCUCGUUGCUGCAGCUUCAAAUGAACGACGAUCGCCAUCACUAUCUGUUCACCUCAUUUGACACGGAGACGUUUGACCUGGAGGAUUUCCGGUACAACCGGGUCAACAUGACGGGCUACCGGCUGGUGGACACCUCCAGCGGCCUUGUGCAGGCCUCACUGGCCGCCAUGGAGCAGUUUCAGCCCGUCAGCUCCGUCAUGGUGCCCGCGACCAACGUCAUCAAGGCGGAGACGGCUCUGAUCUAUGACGCAGUGAACGCGUUUGCUCACGGUCUCCACGCGCUGACUGGUGCGGGCAGAGUGCCGACACCGAACGUCACCUGCGAACUACUCAACACGUGGAACGGCGGCCUGCAGCUCUACGAACGCAUCAGCGCGGUCCAGAUGCCGGGUCUAACGGGCCCAAUCCAGUUCUCCGGCGGACGCCGGACUCGUCUGAAGCUAGACCUCAUGAAGUUGACCACCUCCGGAAUGAAGAAGGUCGGCUGGUGGAGUGACAGGACGGGCAUCAACGUGACCGACAGCUCGGCCUUCUACGGCACCGACCUGCCCAACGUCACCCUGCUCGUGUCGACCAUCCAGGAGCGGCCGUUCAUGAUGCUGAAGCCGGCGGAGAACGGCUCGGAGCCCCAGUUUGAGGGGUUCUGCGUGGACCUGCUGGAGCGGGUGGCGGAGCUCGUGGGGUUCCAGUACCGCAUUGAGCUGGCUCCGGACAGCGUGUUCGGGUACCAGGACGCCGUCACCGGGGAGUGGGACGGCCUGGUGAGACGGCUCAUUGACAAGAAAGCAGAUUUGGUCGUCGCUUCGAUGACCAUCAACUACGCCAGAGAGGGAGUUAUCGACUUCACCAAACCGUUCAUGAAUCUGGGAAUCAGCAUACUGUUCAAGGUACCAAAUAGCCAGCCAACACGCCUUUUCAGCUUCAUGAACCCGCUGGCGGUGGAGAUCUGGCUGUACGUCAUGGCCGCCUACAUGGUCGUCUCCUUCACCAUGUUCGUGAUGGCGCGCUUCAGCCCGUACGAGUGGAACAACCCGCACCCGUGCUUCGACGAUAACGACGUGGUCGAGAAUCAGUUCAGCGUCAGCAACAGCUUCUGGUUCAUCACCGGAACACUGCUGCGGCAGGGCUCCGGACUGAACCCUAAGGCCGCCUCGACGAGGAUCGUGGGGAGCAUCUGGUGGUUCUUCACGCUGAUCAUCAUCUCGUCCUACACGGCCAACCUGGCGGCCUUCCUCACAGUGGAACGGACCUCGACACCUAUAGAGAGCGCUGCGGACUUGGCAAAACAGGAAGACAUCGAAUAUGGAACGUUGGAGGGAGGAUCAACUAUGACGUUCUUCAGGGACUCUAAGAUCGAGACGUACCAGAAGAUGUGGAAGUUCAUGGAGAGCCGAAAGCCGUCCGUGUUCGUUCCCAACUACGAGGAGGGGGUGCAGCGCGUGCUGAAGGGUAACUACGCCUUCCUCAUGGAGUCCACGCUGCUGGACUACAUUGUGCAGCGCAACUGCAACCUCACCCAGGUCGGAGGACUGCUCGACUCCAAGGGGUACGGCAUCGCCAUGCCAGUCGGCUCUCCGUGGCGGGACAAGAUCUCUCUGGCGAUCCUGGACCUGCAGGAGAAGGGGGUGAUCCAGAUGCUGUACAACAAGUGGUGGAAGGACACCGGGGACGUGUGUAGCAGGGACGAGAAGAAAAAGGACUCCAAGGCCAGCCCGCUUGGUAUCGCCAACAUAGGUGGCGUUUUCGUGGUGCUGCUCUGCGGGCUGUCGCUGGCCAUCGUCGUGGCGAUGCUGGAAUUCUGCUGGAACUCCCGGAAAAACGCCCAGACCGACCGGCAAUCGCUCUGCAGCGAGAUGGCCAACGAGCUGCGGUUCGCUGUGCGGUGCCACGCGCCCCCUCGGCGACCGGCCCUGAAACGGUCCUGCUCCCGCUGCCAGACUACCAACGCCACCUACGUCCCGCCGCCGCCGCGAGCGCCGCCUAACGGCUGCGAGCUGAACCUGCCGCGAAGUGUGGAGAACGGGGCCGCCCGGCACCGGGGGUCGUUCGGGUACGAUGUGAACGAUUGUGCGUGAUUCUCAGACAGCGGUGUGAAGUGAGGUGAACUAUUAUAGCCUGGGGAGUGGGGAGGGGAGAUGUUUGUGUAUGUGUCGGUGGGGCUGGAGGGGUUAUUGGGAUUUGACCAAACGUGCGACAUCAGCCUGUUGGGACUGAGUUGGUGAGUAACUCGCAGUAUUUACCAAAACCAGAAAAUGUUUCAUUUGCUCCUUACAGCAACUGCCAUCCACCAUGCUAGUGAAAAAUACCGUGCUGGUACUUCACCUUCCCGAUCUCCCGUCCCUUGAUAGUGUAUAUCACAUGAGCUGCGACUGGUUAAUAGUGAUUCACAUUCCAUAUGCGAUACAGAUUGCAAGUGCGUAAAAGAAGUGUUUGAUUGUAGUGUGGUUACUGGUUGUGAAUGUCGAUACCAUUACCAACCAUCAUAGUGUCAGUCUGAAUAACCCAUCUGAGUGGGUGAUUCUUGUAUAUUGUACAUAGGUAUUUACAUAAAUAAGCUGGUAUGAUAACUGAUAAGCUUAGCAUGUGUGCUGAUCAGUGAUCGUGCACCCAGAAUUUUCAUAAAAAUGCAUUACCGGCAUAGAAUACGUUAUAAGUGGCAUGAUAAGCUUGGAGCUGCGUGUGAACUGUGAAUCUGUCAUUGCAAAGGACGCAUGUGUACACUUUUCCAAUUGCUAGUCAUGACCGUCCAAAGAUGCGUUUUAUUGCGAUAGAAAAUUGUGAAUCAAAGCCUGUUCAAAAUUGUGACAGAAAUGAAAAAACUCCUGAUGUGUGUUGUGAUGGAACGGAGUGGAAAAAGCAGGGUAAAGCAGAUAGCUCGAUUCGCCUUUUUAGAAAGCACUGAUGCAGCAUACGAGUAGAUCGAUGACAAAUGAUUUGUUGACAAUAAAUGAAGACACCAUACACCA
Messenger RNA from Amphibalanus amphitrite, 3137 nucleotides. Its product is annotated as glutamate receptor ionotropic, kainate 2-like. The record is from RefSeq and is a predicted model, not a curated record. Gene Ontology annotation, biological process: monoatomic ion transport. The transcript has 15 exons. The annotation marks the transcript as partial. Gene Ontology annotation, molecular function: glutamate-gated receptor activity. Lineage: Eukaryota; Metazoa; Arthropoda; Thecostraca; Balanomorpha; Balanidae. Gene Ontology annotation, cellular component: postsynaptic membrane; plasma membrane.